AAUAUGGAUUCUGAUUAAAACGACCACAUUUAAUAAAUGUGAAACAUACUACGGAAAACAACAGUAGAAGGAACAUCUAAUCUAGUGAACAAGAACUUCAUAGCUCUUGUAUAGUCUGGAGUAAUUAAAGUCAAUCAAGCCUAUGGAAUUAUAGUCAAGUCAAAGCUAAAGUUGACUGAGGAAGAGUCAAAUCAACACAGUAAAGGAUAAUGUUUGUGGGACGGCGAAGAUUUGCUGAUAUCAUCAUACUGGUAUGCUGCACGAUAUUAUCCUAUUUCCUUAUAAGGGCAAUAAUCGACCAUGUGAAACAUGUGACACAUGAGAAAAACUUGAAAGGGAAUAUGCAACAAUGGAAAUUACGACACCCAAAAAUUGUAACCGAAUCUAAAGACAUUCAGUAUAUCGACGAAAAUGGGCCAGAUUCCUUUAUAUACAAAGCUAAACCUAAACAUGAUAUACAAAACAAACAUGGUCACCAUGAGGAUGAUGACGAUGAUGAAGAAGCGGAUGAUUUGGAAUUGGAACAAAGAAUUCGAGAAAGAAAAAGAAAACAAGCUUUAAAAAUGGACCAAAGAGGGAGAAAAAGAAAUGCUCUUGAAAUAAACCAAAGACUGAAAAUUAGAAAUAAACCCAGAAGCUAAAAUGUAUUUUUGUGGUUAAAUAAAAAUGAAUUGAAAAAUCAAUUUACACACUGCACAAGUCUCA
Molecule: messenger RNA, 705 nt
Organism: Owenia fusiformis
Lineage: Eukaryota; Metazoa; Annelida; Polychaeta; Sabellida; Oweniidae
Source: the annotation of a GenBank genome assembly